AGGUUUAACCGGGUUUCCAGUAGGGGGCAGUAAUGUUCCUGUCAUAAUCAACAGAAAGCAUCAAAUAACAGAUAAAGUAAAAGUGAAUGCAGUGAUACUGUGAGUCACAGCAGGUCCACUACCUAACUGAGGUGUUCAGUUGUUUACAGGAGAAACAGAGAGACUGGUGUGAGGAGAUCUGAUCUGUCCAAGACACGUUCACUGACAAAGCAGGAUGUUUCACAGCUGCUGUUGGGAAAAUGUGCAGAGACUGUUCUUCAAAACUUCUCUCCUUUCUACUCACGUCUUGGUUUGCUAACUGUGCAGUUCCUCAGAAUAUAUCUGCUAGAGAGGGAUUCACUGUUGUCCUGCCAUGUAAAUUUAAGGUCAUGUCUCUCCAGAGACUGUAUGUCGGGUGGCGCACGGAUCAAAAGGUGGUGUUUAUGCGUCUGGAUAACGACUCGUAUCAGGGGGAGGGAUACGAGGGUCGUGUGGACGUUCCUGAGGAUGAGCUGCGUAAAGGGAACUGCUCUCUGGUGAUGAAGAACAUCAGUGUUACUGAUGCAGGAAUCUACAGGAGCUACCUGAAGAGGUUCACUCAGAGUGUAGAACUCUCAGUCGAUGAAACCCCAGAAAAGCCAUCUGUCUCAGGUGACGCAGGAGUGAACUCUCCUCAUCCGCUGGUCAUCAUCACAUCACUGCUCACCUUUUUACUCUUUCACGCCUGGAGCAAGGAGUUAAAGUCAUCACAGCCUCCUAUGUAGUGAAGACUCAGAUAUACACUGUAAAAAACACCGUAAACUUUUCACCUGGAGGAAAAUUCACCUUUCUGUUAAAAAGUCGCUGAUUUAGAUAUCAGAGGAAAAAUCAGUGAAUUAAUUCUGAUCCUGAAACAAAUGUAAAAGUUUGGAAUUGGAAUUAGAUUUUUAGAUGCUGUAAAUGUUUACAUCUGUUUCUUUAGUUUAUUCAUAUUGGAUAGAUUCCUUUGGCUUUAUUAUGUGUAAAGUUUAUACUAUUUACUGGUGUCAUGUUUCUAGAUUUUUAUUGAUUCCAGUAUUUUUUAAUAAACAUUUUAGCUUACACAUUAGCUUAGAACUUUUUAUGAAAAAACAAAAAAAUAAACAGUACAGAAUUUUUUCUGCUCCUCAAGGUUUCAGUAAUGUUAUAAAAAAGAUUAAAAGUUGUUUUGUGCCAAAUCUAAUAGAUAUAAACCCACAUGUGAAAGGAAAAAUCACUGUAAUGUCCUCUGGCCAGAUGUGUAACUCUGACUCAGUUUCCAGCACUGAAAGGGAAAUGUUGCUGAUUUUUUUUUAGUAUUUUUAUAAUAAUAAUAAUAAUAAUAAUAAUUAUUAUUAUUAUAAUUAUUAUGUUUUAUGUUCUACUUAAAAAAAGAGAAAGAAUUAGAUGUUUUUGUAUUUUUUUCAACAUUUAGAACUUUUGUUUGCAAAAGGAAAAAAAAGAAAAAAAGAAAACCUUCAGACCGUCACUGUGUCAUUCACAACAGGUUCCUUUGAGGAAAUACAGGCUUUAUGAGCAUGAUGUUAUAUAUUGAGCAGAAUCUUCCAUAAUGUGAAGUUAAUGGAGUUACUUGUAGCUUUUUUUUUGUAGAAGCGCUCCACAUUUCUUACACUGUAGUUAUGUGAAAAAUCUGUGUAAAGAUCUGUUAUUUUUAUUAAAGAAAAUAUAUCAUUUUAAA
This is a messenger RNA of Tachysurus fulvidraco (yellow catfish), 1675 nucleotides long. Its product is annotated as programmed cell death 1 ligand 1-like. Gene Ontology annotation, cellular component: external side of plasma membrane. The coding region runs from base 240 to 743 and encodes 167 amino acids. The transcript has 5 exons. Lineage: Eukaryota; Metazoa; Chordata; Actinopteri; Siluriformes; Bagridae. The record is from RefSeq and is a predicted model, not a curated record. Gene Ontology annotation, biological process: cell surface receptor signaling pathway; positive regulation of T cell proliferation; immune response.